This is a messenger RNA of Colletotrichum navitas, 1019 nucleotides long. RefSeq lists its product as uncharacterized. The transcript is spliced from 2 exons. NCBI's taxonomy places the organism in Eukaryota, Fungi, Ascomycota, Sordariomycetes, Glomerellales, Glomerellaceae. The record is from RefSeq and is a predicted model, not a curated record. The coding region runs from base 145 to 750 and encodes 201 amino acids.
CAAGAAACCUUUCAUUUCCAAAGCAUGAGAUCCAGCUUGGGGUGCGGAGCACCUGGCCGGUGCUGUCCGAGGAGUCUGUUUCUUCUGCAAGCUCAUAUUUACAUGCAUAGAUAGUUAUGGCAGGGGGUGCGACAUACCGUACUUAUGCCAAUAACGACAACAGCAACAACAACAACCACGCCCCGGCUUGCUAAGAAUACAUACUCCGAGGGCAAUCAAUUGCUUGUCCUGCUUAGUACUCCGUAUUGCGGACGCAUCGCUUCGCAUCCAUCCCCAUCGACAAGGGCACCGGACAGUUGUAGGGGGCCGCAACGCCACCGCUGUCGCCGCCAAAAGCGAUCAGGGCCCGUUGGCAAGCAUGCUAGCCCGCUAGCGUCUACGAGCAUACCCGCCCCGUUACCGUUUGUCGAUUUUGGCCCCCCUUUUUGGCGUGGCCUGUGUAAAUCCCGUGUAUGCUUGUCGCGGCCCUCGUCGCGCUUGAACCGUCGCCACUCGCGGUACGAGAUGUCGUGUUGUGUACGGAGGAGAGUACGGAGUAGUGUGUACAGGGUAUGCGGAGUGGACCGGGGCAUAGCUGGUAGCCCCUUUGCAUCCAAGUGUUUGUGCUCGCUCUCCACGUACGACAUCUCCGUACGAUGGAUGUCGCUUCGCUGCCCGCCUUUAUCGAGUGCUACUACUGGGCGGCCCGUUGGGUCAAAGGAGAGGACGGCAAAAGAUCAAAGAAUGACAAAAACAUGCAGCUCCAGCUAGCUGUGCGGUGGAUGAGUCGAAGCUUGGGCGUUUGCAAACGUCAUGAAAGCUGUCAACAACGGCGGUGGCUGUUCUCCAGAACCGGGCAGGUCGGGGUACUGCUGCAUUCUGAGCGCGCAGGGUGAGUGUGUGCGCGUUGUAUAUAAAGUAGCCAGCUGAUGUGGUGGUCGGACGGCACAUCAUGUUAUACCAUCUCCUGCCGAUUUCAGGUCAGACGGUGCAUGACGAUGCGGCCGUGUAGUGUGCGCGCCGCGGUUGUCUGGGUAUAA